AUGGCUGCUUGGCACACUACCCGCUCGUGCGUGGCGGCAAGCAAUCCAAAGAGCGGAGUCGGACCGCACUCAUCGGGAUUCCACAAUGGAUGGCCUUACGGCUGGAUGCCGCAUCUGAUGCGCGCUGGCGGUUAG
Phytophthora nicotianae INRA-310 is the source of this 135-nucleotide messenger RNA. RefSeq lists its product as hypothetical. The transcript is spliced from 2 exons. Lineage: Eukaryota; Oomycota; Peronosporomycetes; Peronosporales; Peronosporaceae. The coding region runs from base 1 to 135 and encodes 44 amino acids. The record is from RefSeq and is a predicted model, not a curated record.